AAAUGGCAGGACCUCAGGGCUGCAGCCAAGAAGAAGGAGGUGACAAGGAGGAAGGAGAGUGUGAGAACUGGUGGAGGUGGCCCUCCUACACAACUGUUGAACAGAAGAUUGUGAGUUUGAUUCCUCCUUGCCAGAUUGAAGGAAUUGCUGGAGGAUUUGAUUCGGGAGUUGAUGGGUCUUUUCUGAGCUAUGCUUUGGAGGCUGAUCCUGAUAUGAGCACAGCAGCAAUGGCUACAUCUUCAUUAACCGGUGACUUUAAUGACACAGUCACUUGCAACACAACAGAAGCAAUGUGUAUCACCCCAGCAGGGACAGGAACUUCAAUUAUGAUGGAAGACAUCACAGCUAGAAAGGCACAAGGUGAACCAGGACCAGAUCCAGUUGCUGAAGCUAUACAGCAAUUAAUAGCUGUACAGAGCCAGAUUCUCUUGGCAGAGAACAGAAGAGUAGAGAUUGAGGAGGAGAAGCUAAAGCUGCUCAGGGAAUUUGUACAUGUUUCUCCACUUAAUGGACAAAAUGUAUCCCCCAUAAUAAAAUUCUUUUGAUCAUGACAAAAGCUGGGUAAUUAAUUUUUUUGUAUAAUAUGAAAUUAUAUUAAGUCAUGACUGUCUAGUAAUACAGAGUAGAAAGUCACUUACAUCUCAUGAUUUAUAUUCCUGUGCUUAUUAUAAAUGAUGAAAACA
This is a messenger RNA of Haliotis rufescens (red abalone), 683 nucleotides long. RefSeq lists its product as uncharacterized. NCBI's taxonomy places the organism in Eukaryota, Metazoa, Mollusca, Gastropoda, Lepetellida, Haliotidae. The transcript is spliced from 6 exons. The record is from RefSeq and is a predicted model, not a curated record. The coding region runs from base 3 to 545 and encodes 180 amino acids.